CUUUUACAUAAGCUAAAUUUUAAAGUACUUUUUAUUCCCCUAACAGACUAUUUUUACAGAGUGGUAAAAAGUUAUGGACUCUUCCUCCACCACAAUUAAACGUUUUGUUCACCCGGAACUAUUGAUGAGGAGCCAUUGUUUCCCCCCGACGUCUUCCUGUGAGUGGGUCUCAGCUGUUUUGUUUACUUUUCAUCCAGGAGCAGUUUAUCACUUUACUGUCGGGAGCUUUUUCAUUGUCAACAUUAUUGCCUGGAGGGAUUUAGUGUAAAAUAACAUGUCCGCGGACCAGCCGAUGUUGCCCCCGCGCUGCUCUCCGUCCUUCCCUCCCGGAGCGGUGGACGGCUGCGGCGGAGCGGAGCUUCCGAGCGGCCCGCUGGCAGAGAUGGAGAGCCUGCGGAUGUUCCUCAACGAGCGGCUGACGGCGGCGGUGGACGACAUCGUCGGGGUGUUCGGGAGAACUGUGGCUCGGUACCGGGAGCAGAUUGACCGCCAGCGGCGACAACUGGACAGCCUGAGGUCCGAGGAGAGCAGCUGGAGCCGGGCAGCAGACCCUCUGCAGGCUUCCUCCUGGAUAAAAAACUACCCUGAAGACCAGAUCCUGUGCGCCCAGAUGGACCAGGUCGGCAGUAUGGAUCAGGCCGACGUCGGGACCUCGAUUGCUCACGUUAAAACGGAGGCUGGUGGUGAGAAUGGUGAGAGUCACGUUGAUCCAGCCGGUGGUGCAGAGGCGGCGGGUGAUGGCCGGCUCCUGGAUGAGGGCUCUGACACUGAAGACAGUGGAGACUACUGGAGAGAGGCUGCAGGACUCUGGAAACCAGAGGAGACGGGAGAGACAGAAGGUCCGAGCUCCCCUCCGAGCAGGAAAGUGGAGAGCUCCGCUGAUCUGUCGCAGGAGCACAAACCUUCACAUCAGCUCCCACCGGUGUUUACCUGUCAAGUUUGCGGCGAGUCCUUCCAGAGGAGGAGCUACCUGUUCACUCACACUUCGGCACAUUUGAGAGACUGCGGCGUGUGCGGGAAACAUCUGGAGCGCACCGAGAACCUGAAGCUCCACCUCCGAGUUCACAGAGAAACUCUGUUCCGCUGCAGCGUCUGCGGCCAGACUUUCACCCUGCGGGGGAACCUGAGGACGCACAUGAGGAUCCACUCGGGCGAGCGGCCGUACGGCUGCACGGUCUGCGGGAAGAGCUUCGGCAGGAGGGCGACGCUGGUGCGUCACGUCCGCAGCCACACGGGCGAGAAGCCGUUCACCUGCACGUACUGCGGCCGCGGCUUCGUGGAGAAGGGAAACCUGACUGUGCACCUGCGGACGCACACCGGCGAGAGGCCGUACUGGUGCUCCAUCUGCGACCGGCGCUUCAGCCAGCUGUCCUGCUUCUACAAACACCCCUGUCAGAGGAGAGGCCUGGCCUCUGCCCGCGUCACUCCCACCUGACUGCUGGAAAACAAGUCAGGCAUUCUGUAGCAUUUGCAAAAUGAACUUCUCCUGUGAGCCGUGAGUUGGGUGGUCAAAACCCUCACGCUCAUAAAAGUCUCAUAUUAUUUCCUUUUUUAUGAGUUCAUGAGUUUCAUGGUUGCUCAGGGUCAAAGAUCAAACCUUUUUCUACUGCACCAACAGAACAACACAUAACUAAUGGGUUCUCCUGUUGUCUGCACUGCAGCGGUUUGUUCGGAAAGCCAACACAGCAAUUAUUAAAGCAAAUUGUGUGUUUCGCUAAACAGGAAGUGUGCCUCAAUAUACAGGCAAUACGCCGAUAAAGAAUAUGCAGCAUGUAUGCUUUGCUCCCUUGUUCUGCACUCGUCCGUUUGAAGUGGAUAUCGUGUGCACGAUGUUGGGGAGCACGUCAUUCGUUUCACUUACGUUUUCCAGUAGCAUUUGGGUAGCGUAUCGAGUUUCCAUGAGUGAGCUGUUUUUACAGCUACAUGUAAACCAAACACUCCCAUCACUAUUUCUUUUUUAUUUUAUCUUGAAGUAAAAAAAAAAAAAAAAAAGCUCAGAAACCCUCCUGAUGUGUUUUAACCCGUGGUUUCCUCACCGUCACCUCCUUGUCUUCUGACUGAGGACAGAAUCGAGUGUGUAGACGUGAAGGAAAAUCAAUAUUAGCGUCUCUUAUCGUCUCAUAACUGAACUUGCUUGCAGAAGAUACAAAUGAUCACUACUAUCCUGGUGUCAUAUUAUUCGCCAGUUUUAUAUAUUUGGUAACAAACAUUGAACCAAAGCCCUUUAACAAUAAGCCCUUUAAGAGGUGAGGGAAGCUGCGGGUGGUGUGUGUGUGUGUGUGGGGGGGGGGGGGGUUGCUUCAGUGGAGAAGGUUUGGAUGUCUUUGCGAAGAAUCGUCGUUUGCUUGAGAGGACUGCGUCCUGAGUCGUGACACGCAACUGCUCCUCUGAUUCAAGCCUCCACACCAAGCGCGAAUCGUCUCAGACACAGCUGUUGGGGUCAGAUGUGUCAGAUGUGAUUGUGUCGGCGUUUAUGAACCACGUCGUUCAGAGACAGAACUUCAGCUUGCGUCUUGAAACAGUCGUGGCGCUACUACAUGGAGACUGACUGUUACUUGUUUCCGCGCUGGUGAGUGACAGCGGAUGUAAACCUGAAACCCACGAAAACUCUUGUCAAGAAUGUUUGGAUUUGCUGUUGCUGAUUUGAACUGUUGAAAUACAACCUCCAUACUUUUCAUUUCCUAACUUGAAGAUCUUAAUGCUGUUUCAAAACCUGUUUCGAAUCCUGCAGGGGAAAUGCUGCAGUCAAGUUCAAACAUAAUGGCCAAAUAAAAAUGACUGGAAUCAG
This is a messenger RNA of Seriola aureovittata, 2788 nucleotides long. RefSeq names its product zinc finger protein 771-like. The record is from RefSeq and is a predicted model, not a curated record. Gene Ontology annotation, cellular component: nucleus. Bases 275 to 1435 code for a protein of 386 amino acids. The transcript is spliced from 2 exons. Gene Ontology annotation, molecular function: RNA polymerase II cis-regulatory region sequence-specific DNA binding; DNA-binding transcription factor activity, RNA polymerase II-specific. NCBI's taxonomy places the organism in Eukaryota, Metazoa, Chordata, Actinopteri, Carangiformes, Carangidae. Gene Ontology annotation, biological process: regulation of transcription by RNA polymerase II.